Camelus dromedarius (Arabian camel) is the source of this 3026-nucleotide messenger RNA. It is a transcript of the gene SYT17, whose product is annotated as synaptotagmin 17. The transcript has 8 exons. The coding region runs from base 370 to 1794 and encodes 474 amino acids. The record is from RefSeq and is a predicted model, not a curated record. Gene Ontology annotation, biological process: synaptic vesicle endocytosis; calcium ion-regulated exocytosis of neurotransmitter; cellular response to calcium ion. Gene Ontology annotation, molecular function: calcium-dependent phospholipid binding; clathrin binding; phosphatidylserine binding. NCBI's taxonomy places the organism in Eukaryota, Metazoa, Chordata, Mammalia, Artiodactyla, Camelidae. Gene Ontology annotation, cellular component: exocytic vesicle; plasma membrane.
GGGGUCGCUGCAGUCCCCGCGGCUGCCCCGGGCUCCCUCCCUUGGCGCCCCGGCCUGAAUCCAGCCUGGGGAGCGCCUCAGGGGGAGCGCGGGACGGCGAGGGAGGCCGAGCUGGGGCCCUGGGCGCCCAACCUCUCCCACCCUGGGAGGCGGACCCGACUCGGGGAGCCGGAACGCAGGAGAAGGCAAGGACGGGGCGGCCGGCGGAGGGGCGGGCGCCGCUCAUCAGCCACGCCAGUCACGUCUGGGGCCACCCGGCUGCCUUUUUCUUCCUUUCCCCCUUUGCUUUCUCCCCCCUCUCCGGUUGGCGAGGGCAAAGUGGCCGUGGCGGCGCCAUGCCCGGGCCGGAGUGAGUGCGCGCGGGCGAAAAUGGCGUACAUCCAGUUGGAACCUUUAAAUGAGGGUUUUCUUUCUAGAAUCUCCGAUCUGCUGCUCUGCAGAUGGACUUGCCGGCACUGCUGUCAGAAGUGCUAUGAGUCCAGCUGUUGCCAGUCGAGCGAGGAUGAAGUCGAAAUUCUGGGACCUUUCCCUGCCCAGACUCCUCCCUGGCUGUUGGCCAGCCGGAGCAGUGACAAGGACGGGGACUCCGUUCACACAGCCAGUGAAGUCCCGCUGACCCCACGGACCAACUCCCCAGAUCGGAGAUGCUCGUCCUCAGACACAUCUAAGUCCACUUACAGCCUGACCCGGAGGAUUUCAAGUCUGGAGUCCAGACGACCCAGCUCCCCACUCAUCGAUAUUAAACCCAUCGAGUUUGGCGUUCUCAGCGCCAAGAAGGAGCCCAUCCAGCCCUCGGUGCUCAGACGGACCUAUACCCCAGAUGACUAUUUCAGAAAGUUCGAGCCCCACCUGUACUCCCUCGACUCCAACAGCGACGACGUGGAUUUACUGACUGACGCGGAGAUCCUGUCCAAGUACCAGCUGGGCAUGCUGCACUUCAGCACCCAGUACGACCUGCUGCACAACCACCUGACGGUCCGCGUGAUCGAGGCCAGGGACCUGCCGCCCCCCAUCUCCCACGACGGCACGCGACAGGACAUGGCGCACUCGAACCCCUACGUCAAGAUCUGCCUCCUGCCAGACCAGAAGAACUCCAAGCAGACAGGGGUCAAACGUAAGACCCAGAAGCCGGUGUUUGAGGAGCGCUACACCUUCGAGAUCCCCUUCCUGGAGGCGCAGAGGAGGACCCUGCUCCUGACCGUGCUGGACUUUGAUAAGUUCUCACGCCACUGUGUCAUUGGGAAGGUGUCCGUGCCUCUGUGCGAGGUCGACCUGGUGAAGGGUGGACACUGGUGGAAGGCGCUGAUCCCCAGUACUCAGAAUGAGGUAGAACUGGGGGAGCUGCUUCUGUCACUGAAUUAUCUCCCAAGUGCUGGGAGACUGAACGUCGAUGUCAUUCGAGCCAAGCAACUUCUUCAGACGGAUGUGAGCCAAGGUUCAGACCCCUUUGUGAAAAUCCAACUGGUACAUGGACUCAAGCUUGUGAAAACAAAGAAGACAUCCUUCUUGAGAGGCACAAUUGAUCCUUUCUACAAUGAAUCCUUCAGCUUCAAAGUUCCCCAAGAAGAACUGGAAAAUGCCAGCCUCGUGUUUACAGUGUUCGGCCACAACAUGAAGAGCAGCAACGACUUCAUUGGAAGGAUCGUCAUCGGCCAGUACUCGUCCGGCCCCUCCGAAUCCAACCACUGGCGGCGGAUGCUCAACGCACACCGCACGGCCGUGGAGCAGUGGCACAGCCUGCGGUCCCGGGCCGAGUGCGACCGCGUGUCCCCUGCCUCGCUGGAGGUGACCUGAGGGCGCAGGGACCGCAGCUUUCGUUUGUGAAAUAAGGAAGAAAACUUAGGACAAAGAAUAUGCCAUAUACCUGCACAUCCACACCUGCACACACACUCACCACCACACACACACACAUCUCACACACACACACACACACACCCCCACCACCACCACCACCAUCACCACCACCACCUCUCAGGACUGAGAGGAAGCUGACUAUUGAUCACAGACUGGCCGCGCUCCAGGAGGGAGGCCUGAGAACUUUCCAGAAGCCCCGUCCACAUGUCACGAGCUGAGUGGGCUCUGCUGUGAGACUCAUCGGCUGCACUUGCUCUUGUUGGUACCUGCCCCCCCCCAAAAUGCACUUCCAGCCCUCAGGCCAGAGAAGGGCCUCCCCAGGGGGGCCAACUCCACGGAGACGAAGUUUUCCAAGAGUCCGGCCAGAGUUGGGAGGCCCGACCCUCACGCCCAAAACGCACACCCACUGGGUGACUUCUGAACGGGCUGCUAGUCCCUGGGGUUCUUCAGACCUGGUACCUUUCCCCCAAAGUGUAAGUAUUCUGUCUUCUCUUUAGUGGACAUGAUGAAUAGAUUAGACUAUUUGGAGAAACCAAAUGGCAACAAAAAAUAUUCCAGUGUAAGAACCCUCUCCUGGCUUAACUGAAUUCGUCCUUGUGUUAGCUUCUUCCUGGGGACUCCCUGUGGGUAUGUAUGUGAGUGUUCUCAUACGUGCGCCCUCACAAGUGAGCACGGGUGUGCACCUGUGUGUCCCGUUGGAGAGCCAGGCGCUGGGCCAGGACCUCAGUCCUGAGCACCUCUUCUCUCUGCCUCUCCUGUCAGUGAAGUUUCACCCUGUGUCCUCCUAUCUGUCAAGACCCCACCUUCAGUAACAGUAGAGAGUGUGUAUGUCAAGUAAAUAGAAUAUGAUAGAGCAGAAGUAACAUUUUUUGACCGAAUCAUGGUGAUUGUGACACCUGCAAAGAACAGCUACAUGGAGUAAAAUGGCCACCACGCCCACGGCAUCUCCAUCCAAGAUGAUCUCCUUCCUCGUCACACUCUGAGGAUCCCUGUGUUUGUGUGUGAAACAAAGUCAUUUCUCCUGUGCAAAGGAGUUAGUGUAGUUAGAGUAGACUCUCUCUCUCUCUCCCCCUCUCUCUGUUGGCUGCUUCUGUAUCUUUUCCCACAGCAGAUUGUCUGGUAUAAUGGGGAGCUAUUUACUGAAAUUAAAGAUUAUUUAUUUGUGCCAUGCA